This is a messenger RNA of Acipenser ruthenus (sterlet), 1442 nucleotides long. RefSeq names its product ELL-associated factor 2-like. NCBI's taxonomy places the organism in Eukaryota, Metazoa, Chordata, Actinopteri, Acipenseriformes, Acipenseridae. Gene Ontology annotation, cellular component: super elongation complex. Gene Ontology annotation, biological process: regulation of transcription elongation by RNA polymerase II; positive regulation of DNA-templated transcription. The transcript is spliced from 6 exons. Gene Ontology annotation, molecular function: transcription elongation factor activity. The record is from RefSeq and is a predicted model, not a curated record. Bases 112 to 903 code for a protein of 263 amino acids.
UAGAAGAAAGCUAAGACCGAUCAGCCAGUCCUUAAAGCUGUAACAGUCUGCCAAAGAAGGUAUCGAAAGUGCAUAGUUACUUUUUACAUAUGGUAGCAAACUUCUGUUAGAAUGAAUGGAUCAUCUUAUUCUAACUUUGACACAAAAGAGCACGUCUUGAUACUAGGGGAAAGCUUUGAGAGACAACCGAAAUGCGCAUUCCACACUGUCAGAUAUGACUUCAAACCAGCAUCCAUCGAUACCGCUUGUGAAGGAGAUCUGGAGGUGGGCAAAGGUGAACAGGUGACGAUAACACUACCAAAUCUAGAGGGGUCGACUGCCCCAGUGACUGUGUUCAAGGGUUCGAAGAGGCCGUACAUGAGGGAAUGCGUCCUCAUUGUGAACCACGACACAGGAGAGUACCGGCUGGAGAAGCUCAGCAACAACCUUGCUGUGAAGAAAACCAGGGCUGAAGGCAGCAGUAAAGUCCAGUCUCUGCUGGAGCAGCAGACCAGUCGGCUGAGCCAGCAGGCACGGGGAGGCGGCAGCAGCAGCAGCAAGACCCCUUCAGCCCCCAAGAGCUCCCCUCCGAAGAACAAGAUGUCUCCAGCCUCCCCCAUGGACGACAUUGAGAGAGAGCUGAUGGCAGAAGCCCGUGUUCUGUCCCAGAUGAGCAGUGGAGACAGCUCCUCUUCCUCCUCGAGCAGCGAGGACAGUUCCAGCAGCGACUCCGAGGAGGAGAGCCCCAACCCCACCAGACCUCCCACCUUGCCAUGCCCCCAGCCAUCAAUGCCAGCUCUAUCAGCCAUGCCUGCUCCGGGGGGCAUGAACAGCAGACCCGGAGAGGGCACUGGGCACCUAAUGAACACACUUAAAAAUGACUUGCAGCUGAGCGAGUCCAGUAGUGAAAGUGAUGAUGACUGAACCAUAUCGACCAUCGAAGGGCAGGGUCAUUGAAUCGUUUCUACUCUGUUUUAUUAGCACAUCAAGGUUUUCAUUGUAUGAAGAAUCCUCAGUCUGUAAUGAUGUUUGUAUUUAUUUUCUGGACAGCCUACAUGUCCCCCACAGUGUUCUUAACAUAUCGGAGACAGAAGCCAACUGCACUACUACCUGGAACUUGACUUUCUUGGGGGGCGGGGGAAGGAUAGUUAUGUUUAUUUUCAAUGAUUACAUUGAUCUUUUAAGGCUGUGUUUCCUGGUUACGCCUCUUAACAAUGAUGGUACUUGAAUUUGUGUUUUGUUUUAUUUUUUUUGCUUCAAUUUAUCAAAAGUAAAGCAUUAAAAACAAAAAUCUAGAUUUUUUUUUUUUUUUUUAAUUGACUGGGAUGGAAGUUAAACUCCCAUUGCAUAGCAAUUUGAGCCUCUCCAGGUUUUACUGUGAGCUUGUUUAGACACGAUCAGGUUGUUACUAUACUACUUUGGCAAAUAAAAGUUAAUCAAAUCUGCAAUAGAUUAAACUGCUA